GGUGAUACGUUGGCGAUGCACGAACUGUUCGGGCUGUUGGGACCGUCUGCCAGUUAUUUUUGUCACGCGGAAGGUAUUCUCGACAUGGAAACGUUUGCUAUGCUAGAUGAAACAGAUUUCAACAGAUUGAAUCUAAAUACCGGUCAACGAAAAAAAAUCCAAAAGCUCCAAAAAGAAUCACAAAAUGCAGCAAAAUUUAUACAAAAGGACUUGAGCGAUUCCGUUCCAUACGAAGAUAUCGAAUACAUUGAUUCUGAAGCAGAUGCAUCUGUUUCACUAGAGAAGGAAUUUGACAUCGAUUUGGUGUUUCAAGCAACACCGGAGGGAAGAUACAUUAUACAAUCAUUACAAGAACAGAACUCAGUUACCAGUAAACUGAUCAAGUCUGUUACUAAAGUGCUCAGCGAAUAUCUCAUCGAACGGUUUGGUUUCCAUCCUAGCGUACACCACAAAAACAUAGUUGCUACAUCCUUGGUGAACAAAUACAAAAUACUGAAGUCGGAGAGUGCAGAUAUACCACAGGCUUUAUGGUUUUAUCCAAAUGGUAGAGGCUAUGGUAGACAUAGUGGGAAACUACACUACCAUAUCGAAUAUUUAGUGAAGAAGCAUGAGAAGCAGAUUCAUCGCAAAAAUCUUUGUGUAGAUGAGACCGUGAAUUCUAUACCAUCAACCAGCAGUACACCAGAGAACUUUCCGGGUACAACAGAUAAUAAUCUGACGGAAACAAUUAACAAGCUCAAAUUCAUUGUGCCAUCGGAGGAGUCAUUCAAAAUCAUCCGAGCGGAUUGGAUAAAAACAGUCAUGCUUCGUAAUGAGCUCAGGCAGAACGAUGAUUGCACUGGAAAAAUGAUCGAAAUGUUUCCACUGUCAAUGGCAUUUGAUGGCUCGCUGAUAAACCUGGAUUUCGACAAUAUGUUUCCAUCUGCCAAUAAGGAUGAAGAUGUCUUGGGUGCUUUGCAAGGCAAAAUAUUAGACAAGUUCAACCAUCUACAUCCAACAAUUGACGAUCAGUUUAUUCGCUUGUUACUCGUUAUUAAAGAAAAGAACCCUACACGUGGAGCGAAACGAGCGAACAAAGGCCCAAAAACGAUUGCUAACUUGCUAGAAAGAAUCGUUGAGUGGAUAAACCCAGAAGACAACGUUGAACAUUUUGCAGCAACCUAUCGGGCUACCGACAAUCCAGUUCUAGUGGUUCGUGGUCCUUUGUACUGCGUGGGCGAAACGUACAUCCGUGUUGGAAAACGUAUAUUCUCAGGAGGAUCCGAACUUCAAAAUGCAUUCUUCAUUAUGAUUAAGACGCACUACUUUUUCAAUUUGAAAUUUGAACAGUCGCUGGCUAACUUUUUUUCUUUUUUUACAUCGGCUGUGCUUAACGUUAGCAAGCCUUCGACUACCACCAAUGGUUUUCUACUGCAGCUUAGAUAAGAAUGAUGGUUGGUUAAUUUGAAAAUUGAUGAUUCGUUUUCUGGAAUUUGUACGAAAAAUAAAGAUUAAUAGAAUAAAAAUAAAGAA
Molecule: messenger RNA, 1512 nt
Organism: Armigeres subalbatus
Lineage: Eukaryota; Metazoa; Arthropoda; Insecta; Diptera; Culicidae
Exons: 9
Coding region: 16-1425 (469 amino acids)
Source: RefSeq, a predicted model, not a curated record